Molecule: messenger RNA, 2092 nt
Organism: Punctularia strigosozonata HHB-11173 SS5
Lineage: Eukaryota; Fungi; Basidiomycota; Agaricomycetes; Corticiales; Punctulariaceae
Exons: 2
Coding region: 164-2092 (642 amino acids)
Source: RefSeq, a predicted model, not a curated record
AUCACAACCAAUCUGGCGUACUGUCACAGGAGUGAAGCCCUAGGGGGCAUCAAAAUCUAGGCUCUUUGACCUUCAAUGACCACGCUGCCUUGCGUUACUGCGUACCCCAUCACUCAAAGGCUCCAGCUGCAUCUGUUUGAGCGAUGCGAUUUGUCGCCGAAGGAUGAACGAAGACAUGGAUACAAAUGUAGUAGACGCUAUACCGGCCGCAAGCCUGCCCAUCGUUUGUGGAAGUGCGGCAAACAAUGAGUCACGAUCCUCCGGCACAGCGCCCAGCACCUCCAUACGCGCGAAUUGGGGCAUGACGAAAGAAAUUCGUCCGACGGUCAUGUUCCCGAACCUGAACAGUGGCACACCGUGGUCGUCGCAACACGACACGAACGUAGACGUCGACACGCAAGACACUCCUUCGAUGCACAUAUCGGAUGCACACGCUUCAGCUACGCGGCAAGCUCACAACGCGUCCUUACCGAUAGCACGACUCCCCGCGGACCUCGUGUCCGAAAUAUUCACAUACCUCGUGCACUCCUACACGCCUUCAGCUUCAUCCUCAACGCUCACCCAACCCACUUGCUCCACUCUUCAUCUAGCGGUCGCGCAGGUCUGCGCAUUCUGGCGCGCCGUAGCGCUCCGCACCACCCGGCUCUGGUCUGCGCUCGACUUGCGUCGACCAGCGCUUGCCCUCACCCUGCUGGAGCGCUUCCCCCACCUCCGGCCAUCACUGGUAUGGGCUUACGACCGCCCAUUAUUAUCGAAACCAAAGGACUUCGCCGACGUCGCGCUCUGGAGCUGGAUAUUCGCCAACGCGCCGUCCCGCGUGGUCGAACUGCACCUCUCCGCGUACGCCUCCGUCAUGCGUCGGGUGCUCGGAGCAUUCAAAGGCCAAGCCCCGACGCUGCGCCACCUCUCCCUCCGUCGGCCGUGGAACUCGAGCAUCGCCGAGAUCGAGGACACGGAGGAGUACCUGCACGAUCUCUACGCGCCGGCGCUCGAACACCUCGAACUCGUCAAGAUGCCGUUCGUCCCGUGGGGUUGUGCGCUGUUCCGCUCUGCCAGCCGGUGCCUGCGCCGGCUCGUGAUCAAGGGCGAAUAUCGGCCGAAGGCGACCACCCUCACGGCCGUCCUCGACGCGUUAGAGGGCAUGCCGGCGCUGCGGGAGCUCGUAUGGGUCGGGCGCUUGCCGGAGGCGCCGCUGCUCGCCGCUGGCGGUAGGAGACGUAAGAUGGCGAGGCGAGUGGUACAAAUGCCGCGCCUCAGGCGACUCGAGUUCGGCGGGACCUCGGCCGGGUGUUUGACGCUCCUCCGUCACCUGGCGCUCGUGAAGCCGCUCAGGGCGAAGAUCAGGUGCGACGGCGACGAGUCGUUCGUGCAGAUCUGGGAGAUCAUGCGGACUGUGUGCCUCCCCUCCUCCGUGCCCGAGUCCUUUUCUUCUGGCGAGAGUGCUGUGGCGGAGGGGAGAUCGCUGCGGAUCGCGUACCUAGGGAACGAGGUGGAGGUCGUCGUCUCCGCGUGGCGGACGGAGCCGCUGACGCUCGCGUUUCGGACGGGCGGCGUCCGGUGCAGGUUGCAUAUCGUCAGAACGCUCGCGCCGUGGUUGGCGCUCGUGCGUCCGACGCGACUCGAGCUCGAGAUGGGGUUCGGGGAGCAUUAUGCAGAUCCGUUGGGUGAGUGGAGGGAGAUGUUGGCUGGUUUUGGGUCGGUGAGGGAGCUGCACCUGAAGAGGACGAGUGGGGCAACGUUCAUUCUGCGCGCGAUGCGGUAUGGACGCCCUGGCGUGGUGGGAAGGGAGAGAGAGGGUCACAGAGGCGAGGAUGAGGAAUUGUUGCCAAAGCUGGAGAGGAUGAUUAUCGAAGGCGUGCCGAAUACGGUGGACGGACCUUGGCUUGGCGCAUGCUGCAAGGAGCUGGAGCGCAGAAAGAAGGAUGGAAGGUCGAAGCUGAGGGAAGUGAAGCUCGUCAGGUGUGACGGUAUCACGGCGGAAGAGCUGAAGGCUCUGCGGGGCGUCAACGAUGGAGUCGGUGUUUCGGAACUUGGUUGCUUCGAUGCUCAAGUCGGCCAGCAGACUCCCCGAGCCGACGCUCUCCGAUCCUGA